This is a messenger RNA of Salvelinus namaycush (lake trout), 2397 nucleotides long. Its product is annotated as protocadherin alpha-3-like. Gene Ontology annotation, molecular function: calcium ion binding. NCBI's taxonomy places the organism in Eukaryota, Metazoa, Chordata, Actinopteri, Salmoniformes, Salmonidae. The transcript is spliced from 2 exons. Gene Ontology annotation, cellular component: plasma membrane. The coding region runs from base 1 to 2397 and encodes 798 amino acids. The record is from RefSeq and is a predicted model, not a curated record. Gene Ontology annotation, biological process: homophilic cell-cell adhesion.
AUGGAACAAAGAGGAUGCGGGGCAUGGCGGGAGCGACGGCAGUGGGUUGUGUUCAUGGUUGCUUUGGUUCUCUUUUGGAGCGGAGCUUCUGCUCAGAUAAGAUACUCCAUCUCUGAAGAGCUCAAGGAAGGAACUGUCGUGGGGAAUGUAGCUAAGGAUUUGGGAAUAGAGCUGAGCACAUUGAAGGAUAGGGGAUUUCGAAUCGUAUCUGGCUCGACUGAUCCCCUUUUUCAGGUAAACCAGAAUGACGGCAUCUUGUAUAUGAACCGAAAAAUAGACAGAGAGGAAGUGUGUGAACGGAGCAGCGUUUGUUUAAUCAAUCUGAAAACCGUUCUAGAGAACCCGCUGGAGAUCCAUUAUGUCGCGGUGGAGGUGUUAGAUGUUAACGACCAUUCCCCCAGCUUUCCCGAGACAGAGAAACGGUUGGAGAUUUCAGAAUCUGCGUUACCGGGAGCGCGAUUUCAGCUGCCAGCUGCGCGCGACUGGGAUGGUGGCCAAUUCUCUGUUCAACAAUAUAAAUUCAGUCAUAGUGAACAUUUCCGUGUCGAGGUCAAAGACCGAGGUAAAGAUGGUAAGAUGCCGUUUUUGAUUUUACAAAAGCAACUAGAUAGAGAAACAGUAAAGAGCCACAAACUCCUCCUCACUGCCAUUGAUGGUGGAAAUCCCCCGAGAUCUGGAACUAUUGAAAUAACUGUCGAGGUAUUAGAUGUUAAUGACAACACACCUCUAUUCACUAAAAAUGUUUACUCUGUAAUGUUAAAUGAAAACUCUCCCGUAGGCACAACUGUUAUUCAGGUCAACGCCACUGAUUUAGAUGACGGUGUCAACGGACAUGUAAUAUACUUAUUCGGUAAUGACGUGAAUAGCAAAAUACAGAAACUUUUUGAUUUAGAUGCCGAAACUGGUAAAAUAACGGUUCGAGGUCAAAUCGAUUUUGAGAUACAAGAUAGCUAUGAGAUUGACAUACAAGCGUCCGAUCAAGGAGUUGCUCCACUAACAACAGACAAAAGUGUGAUCAUAAAGAUAGUUGACGUUAACGACAAUGAACCCGAGAUAGAAGUGACAUCCUUUUCCAACGCCAUUCCCGAGGAUUGUAGACCCGGAACUACUGUCGCAUUAAUCAGUGUUAAUGAUAUGGACUCUGGUCUCAAUGGGAAAGUGAUCUGCUCUAUAAAUGGCGAGGACGUCCCUUUUAAACUAAUGCCGUCUUUACAGGACAACAUAUAUUCUGUAGUCACCAAGUCACCACUGGAUAGAGAGAAACAGGCUCAUUAUGACGUUAUAAUUUUAGCUAAAGACGCAGGCCAGCCUUCCUUGACAUCUGUAAAGACUAUUAUUAUUGUUGUAUCAGAUGUAAAUGAUAACAGUCCAGAGUUUUCACUGAGUCCUUAUACUUUCUAUGUCGUUGAGAAUAACGACCCAGGAGGCUCAGUAUUUUCAGUGAGUGCCUCAGAUCGCGACAUAAAUGAAAACGCACUGAUUUCAUAUCAUAUUCUGAGAGGCAGCGACGAUGAGAAAAAAUGGGCAUAUUUUCUUAAUAUUAAUUCUGAAAAUGGGAACAUAUUGGCUCUAAAAAGCUUUGACUUUGAAACCUUAAAAAUGUUCCAAUUCCAAGUUGUAGCUACAGACUCUGGAACUCCGUCACAAAGCAGUAACGUCACAGUCAACGUGUUCAUUCUGGAUCAAAACGACAACGCUCCAGUGAUCUUGUAUCCAGUCAGCGCUAACGGUUCUGCUGAAGGUGUGGAGGAGAUUCCCCGCAAUGUGAACGCAGGCCAUUUGGUGACUAAAGUGAGAGCUUAUGACGCUGAUAUAGGAUAUAACGGCUGGUUAUUAUUUUCGCUGCAGGAAGUUACUGACCACAGUCUCUUUGCUUUGGACCGCUAUACUGGACAAAUAAGGACACUUCGGUCAUUCACAGAGACAGACGAGGCUGAGCAUAAACUGGUCAUACUGGUAAAAGACAAUGGGAACGUUUCACUGUCAGCAACAGCUACUGUGAUUAUCAAGGUUGUGGAGCCCAAAGAGGCUUUUGCUGCUUCUGAUGUUAAAAGUUCAGUAAAAGAUGACGAGGAGGAGAACAGCGUUACAUUUUAUUUGAUCAUUACUUUGGGGUCAGUUUCAACGCUUUUUCUCAUCAGCAUCAUCGUGUUGAUUGUAAUGCAGUGCUCCAAACCCACAGACUAUUCCUCCAAGUAUUUACAAGAUACGAAUAACGACGGGACACUGUGCCACAGCAUCCAGUACAGAUCCGGAGACAAUCGGUACAUGUUAGUUGGACCCAGAAUGAGUAUAGGUUCUACUAUUGUCCCGGGCAGCAAUGGGAAUACUGUAGUUCUUCCCGAACACAGGAUGAGAGCUUCUGGAGAGGUGAGGAGAUUGCCAAUGCUGGAGUAG